Molecule: messenger RNA, 1104 nt
Organism: Hippocampus zosterae (dwarf seahorse)
Lineage: Eukaryota; Metazoa; Chordata; Actinopteri; Syngnathiformes; Syngnathidae
Product: nodal homolog 2-A-like
Exons: 3
Coding region: 1-1104 (367 amino acids)
Biological process (GO): SMAD protein signal transduction; BMP signaling pathway
Cellular component (GO): extracellular region
Molecular function (GO): cytokine activity; growth factor activity; type I activin receptor binding
Source: RefSeq, a predicted model, not a curated record
AUGGCGAAAGCUGCUGCGUUUCUCCUUCUGGAUUUAUGCGUCGCCGCGACGCACCCGGACGCGCUUCUGCGCGGUUCGGCCGACCGCUCCACACUCACCAAGGCCGGAGGACUGCCCGUCUUCAUGAUGCAACUCUACCGGACCAUGCUGACCGAGAACUUGCCCGGAGCCAAGAGCUGGACCGAGGAUAGCCCUGGACUUCAUGGCUCGGAUUAUGUGACAAGCCUUGUCGCUAAAAGCUGCGAGCAGAGAGGCGAAAGGUGGUCCGUCACCUUUGACGUAUCCUCCCUGUCCGCCGGCGACCGCAUCCAACAGGCCGAGCUUCACAUUCGCCUCCCGGACUUCGGCGAGUCCCCCAGAGCCUCGGUAGAUGUCUACCGCUCGUGCUCUGAUCACAGCUGCUCUUGCGGCAAACUCUUUCUGGGCAGCGUGAGGGCCCAUCCCAGCACCAUGAGAUCGUCCUCUUGGAAGGUGUUCUCCGUGACCCGCAUGCUCCAUCGCUGGCAAGAGCAGGGACCGUCCACACGUCAGCCGCAGGACGCUAAGGAGGAUUUGGAGGCAAUUCGGCACAGUCCGACGAACCGGGUUAUGAUGGUGAUUUUUGCAAGGCAGAACCCUGACGUCCAGCAGAUGCCCUCUCUCAUCCACACGGCCGUUCAGUCCAAGUACGCGAGCCCGGACAGGGAAGCCGGCCCCAGGGCUAAGGGCGGUAGGAACAAAAGAUUCUCCCAGCGGCGGGGGAGAGGAAGGAUGUCGGUGGCGACACCUGCUGGCGCUGGGAACAAAGACGAUCCUCUGUGCAGGAAGGUGGACAUGUGGGUAGACUUUGAGAAGUUGGGCUGGAGCCAGUGGAUGGUUUACCCCAAACGCUACAACGCUUUCCGCUGUGAGGGCGCCUGUCCCGCACCUGUCGAUGAGACCUUCAAGCCCACUAACCACGCCUACGUGCAGAGUCUGCUCAGGCUGCACCGCACACCCAAGGUGCCGUGUUUGUCUUGCGCGCCCACCCGUUUGGCGCCGCUGUCCAUGCUGUACUACGAGAACGGCAAGAUGGUCAUGAGGCACCACCGGGACAUGGUGGUGGAGGAGUGCGGCUGCCACUGA